AUUUAAAAAUGUCACCUCUUUGACCCGAGGGGGUCAACUUGUGACUUCCUCAAGCCUGAACCUUUUUUCUGUUGAAUAAUCCCCCUGGUGCCAGCAUGCUCCCUGUGCUGCUCCUGUUCUCUCCUGUUUAUGUCCGUGUCACUGACCUGGUGCGUUUAUGCCCUUCUUUCUUUCUUCUCUCCUCUCUUCCUGUCUUCUCUCUCUCUGUCUCUCUCUUUCUUUGUGUCUUUUUUUGUAGCUAGCCUGCCUUUCCUGAUCAUUGAGACUAGCACCAUAAAGCCGUACCAGCGCGGGUUUUACUGUUCGGACGAGUCCAUCCGCUUCCCCCGAAAAGAGGGAGAGACCAUUAGUGAUGCCGUGCUUUGUGGUGUUGGCAUUCUUAUUGGCACCGUCUCUAUUGUGAUUGGAGAAUGCUUCAGGGUUCACCAGCUCCACGUGGGAACAAAGUCAUUUGUUGGGAACGCUUACGUGGCGGCGCUCUACAAACAGAUAGGUGUCUUUCUUUUCGGCUGUGCCGUCAGCCAGUCGUUCACGGACAUCGCUAAGGUGUCUGUGGGUCGGAUGAGACCCCACUUCUUAGACGUCUGCAGACCAGACUUCUCCACCAUAAACUGCAGUGUUGGUUACGUCACCAACUAUACGUGCACUGGUGAUGAGAGUGAGGUGCAGGAAGCCAGGAAAUCCUUCUUCUCAGGACAUGCCUCCUUUUCCCUGUUUACUAUGCUCUACUUGGCUUUCUACAUCCAGUCCAGGUUCACUUGGCGCGGCGCUCGCCUCCUACGCCCCCUGCUCCAGUUCACCUUGUUGAUGAUGGCCUUCUACACCGGUUUGUCACGCGUCUCAGACCACAAGCACCACCCGACUGACGUCCUGGCUGGCUUUGUGCAGGGAGCCCUGGUGGCCUACUGCAUAGUGAGUCCACACCUAACAUAAUCUAUGUUAAACUGC
Cyprinodon variegatus (sheepshead minnow) is the source of this 948-nucleotide messenger RNA. It is a transcript of the gene plpp3, whose product is annotated as lipid phosphate phosphohydrolase 3-like. The coding region runs from base 130 to 933 and encodes 267 amino acids. Gene Ontology annotation, molecular function: phosphatidate phosphatase activity. The record is from RefSeq and is a predicted model, not a curated record. NCBI's taxonomy places the organism in Eukaryota, Metazoa, Chordata, Actinopteri, Cyprinodontiformes, Cyprinodontidae. Gene Ontology annotation, biological process: canonical Wnt signaling pathway; phospholipid metabolic process; phospholipid dephosphorylation. The transcript is spliced from 5 exons.